AUGGAGGUGUUUGUCGAUGGGACGCAUGCUUGGAACCAGCGGUUCGCAAUCCUUCGCUGUAUGCGCACCUUGAGGGCGCCUGAAGCGAGGCAGAAAAUGGAUGAGCUUCAGCAGAAGCAGGUGGAGGACGCUUUAGAUCCCCCAAUGAGCUUGAUCCUGACGGCUGCUGCCGCCUAUGGCGCUGCGUAUGCAGGACUGCGAGGACCGCUGAGGUCACGACCCCUACUGCUCCAGCUUGCAGCCUGUGGACCGCCAGCUGUGGUCCUGUCUCUUGGGGGGCUCUACAUCAGUCACAGGCUGCUCAAAAGCCUGCUGAUGCGAGACGGCGCCCUAACGCGCGAGCUUCGUUCCCAUUGCUCCGAGCUUUCCCUUUCGUCAGAAAUGCAGGGGCGGGACGGCAAGUGA
Messenger RNA from Symbiodinium sp. CCMP2456, 405 nucleotides. NCBI's taxonomy places the organism in Eukaryota, Dinophyceae, Suessiales, Symbiodiniaceae. The record is from the annotation of a GenBank genome assembly.